AAUCCAUUCCUCUCUGCCCUUACCGCCGCCGCGGCUGCCUUCUCUUUUCCCCCAGUCCAGCCUUCAUCCCGCGCCGGCGUCGGCUGCCGGCGGCGGUGGCUUCCUUCUCGUCGGAGUGAAGUAAAUUGCCGGCGGCUAGAGAAGUUGUUGCUAAGAAGCCUCACCGUCUGGCUGAUUUCACCUUUGGGGGGCAGCUGUCGAUGAGGAGUUGCUAUUCUUCUUCUUCUUCUUCUCUCUGUGGGAUUUCUAGAGCGGCGUGGAGGUACGCGGCGGCCGGGCCUCCGAGCCUGACCGGUGGCCACCGCCACCACAACCUGCGCUACCUUCCCCUCACGCCUCCGGCGCCGCCCAUUGCCCUUGCUGGCCUCGCUGGGCGCUUCUUCUCUUCUUCCUCCCCAUCCAAGCGCUCCACCAAGAGAUCCGCAGCAAAGAAGGCCGCCCCGAUGGACCCUUCCGGCGGUGACCCGUUCUAUGUCGUCCGCAAGGGGGACGUCAUCGGCAUCUACAAGAACCUUGCCGACUGCCAAGCUCAAGUCAGCAAUUCGGUGUGCGAUCCUCCUGUGACUGUGUACAAAGGCUAUUCUUUGCGUAAAGAAACUGAGGAGUAUCUCGCUGCGCGCGGGUUAAAGCAUGCUCUGUAUUCCAUUAAUGCAGCAGAUGCAAGAGAUGAAUUGUUUGAUGACCUGGUUCCCUGCCCUUUCCAGCAACCUGAUGGAACUACAACUUCUACUUUGAAAAGGCCACAGGAAAUGGAAACUGAACAACCAAAGAAGCAUCCCAAAGGUGCUGAACAGGAACCAUUACCUAAUAGUCAUCUGUCUUGUAUUCUUGAAUUUGAUGGUGCUUGUAAAGGAAAUCCUGGGAAGUCAGGAGCUGGUGUAGUAGUAAGGCGGCCUGAUGGCUCUGUGAUUGCUCAACUACGUGAGGGUUUGGGUAUUGCAACAAAUAACGCUGCUGAAUAUCGUGCAUUGCUCCUGGGGCUGAGAUAUGCUGCCAACAAGGGAUUCAAAUAUAUCCGUGCUCAAGGCGAUUCUAAGCUUGUCUGUAACCAGGUCCAAAAUGUCUGGCGGGCUAGGAAUGAUAACAUGGCUGACUUGUGCAAGAAAGUUAAAGAGCUGAAGGGAAGGUUUCUUGUAUUUCAAGUCAACCAUGUAUUGAGGGAAUUUAAUGCAGACGCGGAUGCUCAAGCUAACUUUGCUGUCGAACUUCCUGCCGGCGAAAUUCAAGAGCAGUCAAACUUCCCGUACUAGUGGUUUUGCUUCUUCGGAGUAGUUUGUGUAUUUCUCCAGUCUAUUUGCUCCAACCAAAGCUUAUGUAACAUUUGCUAAGUUCCCAUUGACAGAAGCAACAGUUCUCUGUAGAGCAGCUGGUGCGUGAUCUGCCGUUGACUUGCGGCUGGAGUUGAGAUAUUUGCAUAAGGAGAAAGCGCAAUCUGAGGAUAUUGUGUCUAGAGUUUCACAUAAGGAGAAAGCGCAAUCUGAGGAUUUUGUGUCUAGAGUUUUGGGUGGUCUGGGGAGCUUGAGUAGCCUGACAGACAGAAACUUGCUGAUAUUCUUUUGGUUAUGUACAAUGUCAGCACCAUUAUAUUUAAUUAUAACAAAUUAUUAAGGGGUAAAGGUAUUUUGUCUGUCUUU
Molecule: messenger RNA, 1634 nt
Organism: Brachypodium distachyon (stiff brome)
Lineage: Eukaryota; Viridiplantae; Streptophyta; Magnoliopsida; Poales; Poaceae
Exons: 9
Coding region: 201-1250 (349 amino acids)
Molecular function (GO): RNA-DNA hybrid ribonuclease activity; nucleic acid binding
Source: RefSeq, a predicted model, not a curated record